Messenger RNA from Spodoptera littoralis (African cotton leafworm), 1335 nucleotides. The record is from the annotation of a GenBank genome assembly. NCBI's taxonomy places the organism in Eukaryota, Metazoa, Arthropoda, Insecta, Lepidoptera, Noctuidae.
AUGAGAACCAUGGCGAGUGUGUGUUUUAUGGUGUUUAUGCUCGUUUUUGUACAAAAUGUUUUCGGAAAUAUUUGUACGAAGAAUGAAAAUAGUUUAACUUGCGACGAAUGCAUCAGGUGCGGCGGUGAAUGGUGCAGGGAACGUAAGCUCCCAACUUCUCACUGUGUCUUCACAUCAGGAGAUGGAUGGUGUCCGGCAGAACGCGAAUAUCUACCAGCAGCGGGUGAUAAAUCGACUAAAGGAAUUGAAGUCAACCCAGUAUCUGCUGAGAGGACUCUCCACGUCGGCAAGAAGAACAAAUUAGACAUCCAGUACACUUCUAAAACUAAAGAGAAGCCCAAGAUGUUGAUUCUGCAGUCGACACAAAGCUUCAACAUCGAAUUUGAUAUCGACGAGCCUGAAUGUGCUGGAACGAUGUGCGUCGCAACUGUCUCUGCUACUCCUACUCAAGACUUCUGCAACGUUACUGGUGGAGUGUCCGAGUAUGUGGAGGUCAGCAUCAAUGUAGGACUAGCUGAAGAAGUGAAGGUCAAGUACUACGUGGUCUGUGCUUGCCCCUGCAGUGGUAAAGCUGAGAUUAGGUCCCCAGUCUGCAACGGAAAUGGCAACUACUCUUGUGGAAUCUGCAUUUGUGAACCUGGAUGGACGGGUGCAUCAUGCGAAAAACCAAUUUGCGAUGAAACCAAACGUGGUGAUGUUGUCCAGUGCUCAUUGAACCCCAGGAACGAUGAGGACUGCAACGGCAAUGGCUACUGUGGUAUUUGUGAGACCUGCGUCUGCUAUACUGACCGGGAAGGUUCCCAAUACUUCGACCAAGACAACAACUGCGCUGGUCUCUGUACCAUCACAAACGGUGAUUAUGAGGACUGCCUCGUCAACAGCAACGGUACUAGCGGCAUGUGCUUCAAUUCUCAUCCGAAUCCGCUAAUAAUGCAACGUUACAACGUUUCUCUCACAAAUGAAAGAGAUUAUGAAGAUAAAAAGGUUUGGGUGAAAUGCAAUGAAACCUUUGACGGCUGUGGGAUGCUAGAAUACUUCGCCAAACGUGACGAAAGAGGCAUUUACGUUAUGAUGGUGAAUCUUUGUAACGAAAUUCAUAAUGAGGCGAUUGUGGCUGACACGAAAGUGCCAAUUAUCCUGGGAGUCCUGGGCAUCGUGGCAGCAGUAGCGGCAGUAAGCGGAGUGAUGCUAUGGAAGCACUUGAACACCGUCCCUCCAGUCCCUCUGAACGACCCUCAGUACCAGAACAUUGACGCUGAGGACUGCACGGGAGAGAACCCACUAUACAAACCUCCCACGUCAUCCUUCAAAAACCCAACCUAUGGCAAAUGGUAG